AUGAUUCUCAUUCAUCACCUACUUCCUGUACUCGUUCCCAUCGGUGUGCUAGUUUCCCUCGCCCACUGGCUCUUCUGUCGGUUUUUCUGGCGUCAUGCCAUCCCAGCGACAAUUCCAUGGGCAGGUAGCCAUGAUGGUAAACCUCUCUCCCAGGCUCGGGCAGUAAUCCGCAGCUUAUUUGACACUCGUGGCCUACUCGUCGACUCGUACGUAAAGGUUCGUCCUACUCACUUGGUUUCAGAACAGAAAAUAAUUGGUCACAGUACUCCCAAAAUGGUUUGCCAUAUGUACUACCGAAUCUGAUCCAAGGUCCAGAGGUUAUUUUACCUCAGACUAUGGUAGAUUGGUUAUUGCAGCAGCCCGAUAGUGUACUUGAUCAAAAUGAGGUCAACCGAGAUUUUCUUCAAGCAGAUUUCACCAUGCUUCAUCCAAAGGUGGCAACCGACACAGUUCAUGGCGAAGUCAUCAAGAAGGUUCUUACCAGACGGCUUGGUGAGUUUACAGGUGAUGUCCUCGAGGAAGUGGAUUUUGCCUUCAGAAGCGCUUGGGGAGUCGACACCGAUGACUGGAAGACUAUCACUGCUUACGAUACCAUGUCGGAGGUCAUCACACGAAUUUCAAAUCGAGUGUUGGUUGGCUUACCACUCUGUUAGUAUACCUAAUUCAGUCUGUAUCCGCGCAACAGCUAAUCAUCCUCAAGGCCGCAACGAAGAUUAUCUUUACUACUCCUCUAGAUUCGCUCGGUUUGUGAUCCUAGAGUCCGCUGCGAUCCAUCUGUUCCCACAAUUUCUGAGACCGUGAGUCUGGUCAUACUAGAUUUCAAACCCAUGACUGAUCCUUCUAGGUUCGUUGCACCAAUUGUAACGCUAUUUGAUUAUCGACGUUACCUUCGCAUGGCAAAACACAUCAUUCCCAUUUGGAAGCGUCGAACAUCUGCUCCAAUGCAAGAUGACAAACAAAAGGUGACUAUAUCUCUGCACGCCCGAACAUCAUGACCAAACCAUUAACCGAUAUUAGAGCGAUUAUGUCCAGUGGUGUCUCGAUUUCGCAGAUGACCGACGUGAUCCAGAGGAACGAUCUAGUGACAUGAUCUCGAAGAGACUUGCUGCUCUCACCUUUGCGGCAAUUCAGUCCUCAGUCAUUACUUCCACUAACCUCCUCUUUGACUUGGCAGCCAGUGAUCAAACCCCUGAGCUCUUCAACCUAAUUCGCAAGGAAGUGGAUUUAGAACUUGAAUUUGAGAAUGGUGCUUGGAACAAAAAUUCCCUCGCCCGUAUGGUAACACUUGACAGUGCACUACGCGAAAGCAUGCGUCUAGGAGGGUUUGUCAGCCGUGGAAUUCUGAAAACAGUUGCUGCAAAGGAUGGUAUCAAACUCCCUGGUCCUGACGGCGCACAUCUGCCUUAUGGUACCAAGGUUGGUGUCCAUGCAUAUCCUGUCCACUAUGAUGAAGAGAUCUAUCCUCGAGCAAAGGAGUUUGAUCCCUUGCGAUUUUGUCUCCUCACGCCUGAAGAAAACAUCGACGAAAAGACUUCGAAGUCAGGAAUUAGAGGCAUACCUUUAGUCAACACUUCUCCAAUUUUCAUGGGAUUUUCUCAUGGCCGCCAUGCUUGGUAAGAUCCUGGGCCCUCCUUUUUACAGAUGAACCUUUACUAAUUCUUGCAUCUCACAGCCCAGGUCGGUUCUUCGCCACUCAGCAGCUCAAGCUAGUGCUCGCAUACGUGGCGCUCAAUUACGAAAUCUUUCCCAUUCCCGUACGUCCUCAAAACAAGUGGCUCAUCGGAAGUUCAGGACCUCCAUUAGAUGCGACAAUCACAAUCCGUCGUCGAAAAGGAACCGUCGCAUGA
Molecule: messenger RNA, 1847 nt
Organism: Hymenoscyphus albidus
Lineage: Eukaryota; Fungi; Ascomycota; Leotiomycetes; Helotiales; Helotiaceae
Source: the annotation of a GenBank genome assembly